This is a messenger RNA of Chrysochloris asiatica (Cape golden mole), 2559 nucleotides long. RefSeq names its product sema domain, immunoglobulin domain (Ig), transmembrane domain (TM) and short cytoplasmic domain, (semaphorin) 4D (gene SEMA4D). Lineage: Eukaryota; Metazoa; Chordata; Mammalia; Afrosoricida; Chrysochloridae. The transcript is spliced from 14 exons. Bases 1 to 2559 code for a protein of 852 amino acids. Gene Ontology annotation, biological process: negative chemotaxis; negative regulation of transcription by RNA polymerase II; neural crest cell migration. Gene Ontology annotation, molecular function: chemorepellent activity; semaphorin receptor binding. The record is from RefSeq and is a predicted model, not a curated record.
AUGUGCGUCCCCAUGCCGGGGCUGCUCACAGCCCUAGCUGUAGUGUUUGGGACAGCUGUAGCGUUUGCACCUGUUCCUCGGAUCACCUGGGAACAUAGAGAGGUCGGUCUGGUGCACUUUCACGAGCCAGGCAUCUUCAACUAUUCGACCUUACUGCUCAGUGAGGACAAGGACACUCUGUACGUGGGUGCUCGCGAGGCUGUCUUUGCUGUGAAUGCCCUUCAUAUAGCUGAGAAGCAGCAUGAGAUUUAUUGGAAGGUUUCAGAAGACAAAAAACUAAAAUGUGCUGACAAAGGAAAAUCAAAACAGACGGAAUGCCUGAACUACAUCCGAGUACUACAACCACUCGAUGCUAACACUCUUUAUGUGUGUGGCACGAAUGCGUUCCAGCCAACCUGUGACCACCUGAGCUUAACACCCUUUAAGUUUCUGGGGAAGAAUGAAGAUGGCAAAGGAAGGUGUCCCUUUGACCCAGCACAGAGCUAUACGUCCAUCAUGGUCGAUGGAGAGCUGUACUCCGGGACAUCAUAUAACUUUUUGGGAAGCGAACCAAUCAUCUCCCGCCAUUCUUCCCAAAGCCCACUGAGAACAGAGUAUGCCAUUCCUUGGCUUAAUGAACCCAGCUUCAUCUUCGCAGAUGUGAUACGAAGAAACCUCAGUGAUGCAGAGGGCCAGGAUGACAAGGUGUACUUCUUCUUCAUGGAGGUGUCUGUGGAGUAUGAGUUUGUUUUCAAGCUGAUGAUUCCUAGGAUAGCAAGAGUUUGCAAGGGUGACCAGGGCGGACUGAGGACAUUGCAGAAGAAGUGGACAUCCUUCCUGAAGGCCCGGUUGAUCUGUUCCAAACCAGAUAGCAACCUUAUUUUCAACAUACUGCGGGACGUGUUUGUUCUCCGAGGCCCGUGGCUGAAGGAGCCUGUGUUCUAUGCCGUCUUCACCCCACAGCUGAACAACAUGGGGCUGUCAGCAGUGUGUGCUUACAACUUGUCCACAGUGGAGGAGGUCUUCUCCCACGGGAAGUACAUGCAGAGCACCAUGGUGGAGCAGUCGCAUACCAAGUGGGUGCGCUACAAUGGGGAGGUGCCCAAGCCACGGCCCGGAGCGUGCAUCAACAAUGAGGCCAGAGCAGCCAACUUCACCAGUUCUCUGAACUUACCCGACAAGACGUUGCAGUUUGUGAAAGACCACCCUCUGAUGGAUGACUCCGUCAUCCCGACCGACGGCAGGACCCAGUUAAUUAAGAAGGAUGUGAACUACACCCAGAUUGUGGUGGAACGGGUACAAGCCUUGGACCGGACUAUCUACGAUGUGAUGUUCCUCAGUACAGACAGAGGCGCCCUGCACAAAGCCAUCAGCCUGGAAAACGACAUGCACAUCAUUGAGGAGACACAGCUGUUCCAGGACUUUGAGCCAGUCCACACCCUGCUGCUGUCUUCAAAAAAGGACAAAAAGUUUGUGUAUGCUGGCUCCAACUCGGGCGUGGUCCAGGCCCCUGUGGCCUUCUGCAGGAAGCAUAGCACGUGUGUGGCCUGUGUGUUAGCACGGGAUCCCUACUGUGCCUGGAACCCACAUGCCAGCGUCUGUGUCGCUCUGCACCAGGAACAUGUCUCUGGCAGGGGCUUGAUUCAGGACGUGCGUGGGGGCGUGUCUGCUUGCCCUGAUAGAGUUAAGGAAAGUUACGGGCAGCAUUUUUUCAAGCACGGUGGCACAGCAGAGCUCAAAUGUUCCCAGAAGUCCAACUUGGCUCGAGUGGUGUGGAAGUUCCAGAAUGGCAUGGUAAAGGCUGACAGCCCCAAGUACAUUCUGGUGGGCGGGAAAAACUUGCUCAUCUUCAACCUGUCUAAAGAGGACAGCGGGGUGUACCAGUGUCUGUCGGAGGAGAUGGUGAAAAAUAAGACUGUCUCUCAGGUGCUCGCUAAGCAUGUUUUGGAGGUGCAGUUGCUCUCAUACACUCGGGCACCUCCCAGUAGAACUGCCUCCAGAGUGCUGGCUGAGACCUCUGUCGGAACUUCUCCCCAGACGUCGGCUGUGCAGAUCAGCACACUUCCUCCCGUGAUGACGACACCCCCCCACCUGGUGCCCACAAGCACUCCAUGCCAGCCAAAGAUCGUCAUCAACACCGUCCCACAGAUCCACUCCGAGAAGACCAUGUAUCUCAAGUCCAGCGACAAUCGCCUGCUUAUGUUUCUCUCCCUCUUCUUCUUUGCUCUGCUCCUCCUUCUCUUUUCUUACAACUGCUACAAAGGCUACCUGCCUGCACAGUGUCUGAAAUUCCGCUCCGUUAUGGUUCUCGGAAAGAAAAAGUCCAAAUCUGAUUUUUCUGACUGUGAGCAGAACGUGAAGGAAACAUUGGUGGAGCAGGGAAGCUUCUCUCAGCAAAACGGAGAGCAACCCAAGCCAGCUCUGGACACGGGCUAUGAGACGGAGCAGGACACCAUCACCAGCAAACUCCCCACUGACAGGGAGGACUCACAGAGAAUGGACGACCUACCUGUCAAGGACAAGCCUUUUGAUGUGAAGUGUGAGCUGAAGUAUGCUGAUUCGGAUGCUGAUGGGGACUGA